Messenger RNA from Scleropages formosus (Asian bonytongue), 14081 nucleotides. RefSeq names its product bromodomain PHD finger transcription factor (gene bptf). Gene Ontology annotation, molecular function: RNA polymerase II cis-regulatory region sequence-specific DNA binding; zinc ion binding. Gene Ontology annotation, cellular component: NURF complex. The transcript is spliced from 34 exons. The record is from RefSeq and is a predicted model, not a curated record. Lineage: Eukaryota; Metazoa; Chordata; Actinopteri; Osteoglossiformes; Osteoglossidae. Gene Ontology annotation, biological process: regulation of transcription by RNA polymerase II. The coding region runs from base 214 to 9504 and encodes 3096 amino acids.
AGCGAGAGAGGAAGAAAAAUGGCGACCAGAGGCGACCCGGAGCGGGACGCCGGCCGUUCGCUUUGAGCUUUCUCCCGCUAACGGAGCCCGGGGCCGAGUGGUGUCGCUUCCCGGCGCGUCUGCGGACGCUCGUCUUUGCCGCGGUACCCGUUUUCCCCGGGUUUUCGUGGGCCAGUUGCGCGCGAGAACCGAAAUUGGAAAUAAUACAUUUGUAUGUAUAUAAUGAGGGGCAGACGAGGCAGGCCGCCCAAACAGGCGCUGGUGCAGGAGGCUUCUCCCGGGCCGGUGCGCGGCUUGAGACCGCGGCGGGGGCUGCGAGCCAGGGGCAGGGGCACGGUCGAGGCCGAUUUUAUCACCCCCGGCAGGGGCAAUUACCAUUCGGCCCGGGGCAGGAGGAAACCGGGGACGAGCGCGACGGCGGGCAGGGGAAGAGGCAGCUGCAGCAGAGUCGGCGGCCGGGGCAGGGGGAGGCGCGCCAGCAGCAGGGUGGUCUACGACGACCACGAGAGCGACGAGGAGGAGGACGCGGACGCGGUGAGCCUGCGCUCGGACGAGGAGCUCGUUCCCGAGGAGCCGUUUUCGGACGACAACGACGACGAGGCCCUGGACGAGGAGUCCGACUACCAGGAGGAGGCGCCGGACGAGGACGACGCCAGCUACUGCACGGAGAGCAGCUUUCGCAGCCACAGCACGUACGGCAGCACUCCAGGCCGGAGGAGAACACGUGUGCACCGUCCUCGUUCGCCCAUCUUUGAGGAGAAGGAGAUCCCAUCCCUUGAACUGCCAAAAAGUUCUGAGGACCUCAUGGUCCCCAGUGAGCAGCUUCUGAAUGUGGCUGCGAUCUACGAGGUGCUCCGCAACUUCGGCACUGUGCUGCGCCUCUCGCCCUUUCGCUUCGAAGACUUCUGUGCAGCACUGGUGGGCCAGGAGCAGUGUACGCUGAUGGCCGAGACGCACAUCUCUCUGCUCAAGGCCAUCCUGCGUGAGGAGGAUACCUCCAACACCACCUUUGGUCCAGCCGAUCUGAAAGACAGUGUAAACUCAACGCUUUAUUUCAUUGAUGGUAUGACGUGGCCUGAGGUGGUGCGUGUGUACUGUGAAAGUGACCAAGAGUACCGCCACGUUCUGCCCUACCUGGAGGGUGAGGAUUACCCAUUUGGGCCACUGGAGUCCAAGAUCAAGGUGUUGCAGUUCCUUGUGGACCAGUUCCUCACCACCAAUAUUGCACGUGAGGAACUCAUGUCUGAGGGUGUAGUGCAGUACGAUGAUCACUGCCGUGUGUGCCACAAGCUGGGCGACCUCCUGUGCUGCGAGACAUGCUCAGCUGUCUACCAUCUGGAGUGCGUGCGGCCACCGUUGGAGGAGGUACCCGAGGAUGAGUGGCAGUGCGAGGUCUGCGUAGCCCACAAAGUUCCUGGCGUCAUGGACUCUGUGACGGAGAGCCAGAAGACCCGGCCCUACAUUCGCCAGGAGCCCGUCGGCUUUGACCGUCACAGGCGCAAAUACUGGUUCCUCAACAGGAGGAUUAUAGUCGAGGAGGACGGUGAACAUGAGAACAAGACCAUAUGGUACUACAGCACAAAGGUGCAGCUGGCUGAGCUGAUCGACUGCCUCGAUAAGGAGUACUGGGAGAGAGACCUCUACGAGGCCCUGGAGGAGAUUCGGGAGGAGGUGCAUGCCCACAUGGAUAUCACCGAGGAGCUGACCAGCAAGGCCUGUGGCAACAACAAGUGCUUCCUGACAGCAGCCAAUGAGGAGAUCUUGGAGCGCAUGAAGGCCAAGCAGGACGCUGAGCUGGAGGAGGUGAAGCGAAAAGCAGCAGAGGAGGCUGAAAGAAUGAGGCUGGAGUCUGGGAUCUGCGCUGCUCUGCAGCCCGACAGGACAGAGGAAGGAUCCACCAUGGACAAGUCUCCGCAGCAGGACACUGAGCAGAAGUCCUCCAAGGGUCAGACAAUCACAGAAGAGGUCCCAGUUGCUGCAGAGGCGCACCCUGCUGGAGAGGAAAGCAACAGCUCAGUAGGGCUGAAGCGUGAGUCGCCAGCCUCGGACAGCGGUCCCCCUUUGACCGAGCGACCAAACCCUGCCGGAGGGGCCCGGGUCUGCUCCCCGGCACCUGCCGAUUCCGGUGAGGAGGGGUGGGCCAGUUGCAAGGCCAUACAGGAGCCGGCAGGCAAGAUCUCAGAUGCGGGGUCCCACAGCGAAGGUGGUCCUCCUACUUUCGGCCAACCAGUACAGGCUGGUGAGGAGAACAGCAGCAACCAGACAUCUUCCUCAGAGGCCCUCAAGGGCCCAGAGGAAAUUGAAACGGCAGAGAAGUCUUCCAUCACUAGCCAUGAUGAUGCAGGUGAUGGUAAGGAGAAGGCAAGCAGUGAGACCGUGGGCACACCUCGAGGGGCAUCGGCAGCCACACGCAUGGUGACGCGCUUGCGCAAUCCUGACAGCAAAUUGAGCCAGUUGAAGAGCCAGCAAGUGGCCGCUGCAGCACAUGAGGCUAACAAGGGUUUCAAAGAGGGCAAGGAGGUUCUUGUGGUGAAUAAUCAGGGAGACAUUUCUCGCUUGAGUACCAAGAAGGAGGUGGUAAUGAAGGGAAACCUCAGCAACUACUUCAAGCUGGGACAGGAGGGCAAGUACCGUGUCUUCCACAACCAAUACAGCACCAACACACUGGCACUCAACAAGCACCAGCAUCGCGAGGACCAUGACAAGCGCCGACACCUCUCCCACAAGUUCUGCAUGACACCCGCGGGUGACUUCAAGUGGAAUGGCUCUGUUCAUGGCUCCAAGGUCCUCACCAUCUCCACACUAAGGCUCACCAUCAUCCAGCUGGAGAACAACAUUCCUGCACCCUUUCUUCACCCCAACUGGGCCUCUCACAGGUCAAACUGGAUCAAAGCUGUUCAGAUGUGCAGCAAAGCACGGGAGUUUGCCCUGGCCUUAGCCAUCCUGGAGUGUGCUAUCAAGCCUGUUGCCAUGCUACCUGUGUGGAAAGAUUCUCUUGGACACACAAGGUUACAUCGAAUGACCUCCAUUGAGCGGGAGGAGAAAGAAAAGGUGAAAAAGAGGGAGCGAAAGCUAGAGGAGGAGGAGACCAUGCAACAAGCCACCUGGGUGAAGUACCCCAUUCCCAUCAAACACCAGGUAUGGAAACAGAAAGGUGAGGAGUACAGGGUGACUGGUUAUGGUGGCUGGAGCUGGGUCGGUAAAACCCAUAUCCAGCGCUUUGUUCCCAGACUGCCAGGAAACACAAAUGUCAACUACCGGAAAGACUUGGAAGCUGCUAAAUAUGGCAAGAAAACUUCACCUUUGAACAUGGACAAAAAGAAAAGCACUGAAAAAAAAAAUAUGGAAACUCAGGAAAAACAAAGUGUGGGAGAGUUGUCUAAGUCUUUAAAAGAGAAAAUACAGGAUCUUAUAGGUGAACCUUGUAAGACUAUUUCACCAGCAAAUGAAAGAACAGAGCAAGAGGGGAGGACUAGGGAUGUGGGAGAAGAAAAAGUGGCAGUGAUGAUGGAGAAUAAGACAAAGGACAUGGACAUCAAGCCAGUGGAGACUAAUAAGGAAGAGGGGAUUGAAAAAAUGAUCACGGAACCCAUUCUAUCAGACUCAGGGCACAGUGAAGAAAAAGGGAAAACUGAAAACUCCGAGCCUGUAACCUUGGAACACAAGAUGAAGGAGCCCAAAGGAGGAUUUGUAGCAAAGAACGAGGUGCAGGUAGAGUCUGUGGAGAGACCCUUCUAUUAUGAUGUUGUAAACGUUAGUGAGGGCUUCCUACUGCGUACAGUGUACAAGAAGAAGGUGAAGGCCUCCAAGCUGGAUGGGCUACUGGAGCGCCGAGUUAAACAGUUUGCUCUGGAGGAGAAACAGAGGCUGGAGCGACUGAAGCAGUCAUCCCUCUCCAAGUCGACUGGAAAGGGUGUUGCUACCCACUAUCCUGCUCUGAAGGUAAAAAUUGAGGGCAAAUCUGCAAUAGCCAUUGCUGCAGUUCCUCAGGGUAUCAUGGUAGACAAAGAUCAGGAGAAAUUUGACCUUUCGAAGCCCAAGGAUGUCUAUGCUCCCUCGAAUGCUCUGCCCAAGGGGCCCGAAGGAAGCGGAUUGCAACUCGUUGCAAACUCCAGAUUAGAAAUCAAAAGUUCCUGGGAAAAGGAAGAAGUGUCUGUGGAACCUGUUCUAAAGCAGGGCAGCAACCAGCAUUCCACAAUCAGCGAUGUGACACAUGGAGUUCGCCUUGAGCCGAAGCAGCUCGUAAACAAGUUCCAGUGUGGACAGGAGACCAAUGAUCACAAUGUAACAUUGGACUCAACAUGCAAAGACCACACCAUCAGUGUACAGGCCACGCACGAGGGCACUGAAGACAAGGAGUACCCAGUAACCAAACCUGAAAGCACCACGGCUAUCUUUUCCAGCCAUGAUAGUAGUAAACAGCUAAAUCUCGGGAACAGUGUCGCGCUGUCCAAAUUGUCAGAACCUUCCUCAGUCCCAGUUGCCCCCCAAAACAGUGACUCCCAGGAGGUGAAACACUCAGUUGUGCUGGACAUGAAUAAACAGAAUUCAAACUCUCUAAAUGAAAAAACGGGAGUAAUGAGAGAUCUUCAUCAGUCAGAGCUGUACGGGCCUGAAGAGGCAGACAAAGCUGGCCCUCUAGACAGAAGUUCAGAACCAAAAGUAAGUGAAAGUCGUGAAGGUUGUGAUUUGGAUGAAAAGAUCAAUACAGAGCGCUCGUGUGAUGAUGAUAACCAGAAUGACAAGACUGCUGAAGAAAAAAAAAUAUUUUUUCCACCAACUCAUAUGAAUGGAAAGGAUACCACAGAAAAUAGUCUUAACUUGCAUUGCCAAGAUGAAGCUCGCUCAAAGUUGACCAACAAUGUUGAGGUGAAAGUGAACAACCUCACUAAGAUCAGUAGUGAAGGAGACCUCAAAGUUCUGCCAUUGAAGGAUUCACUGAAGCCUUUUCUGAAUGGCAGUUUUGCCUCAGAGGGACAGAAGGGGAAGGAGGAUUACACUGCGCUAACAUCUCUGCCAUCUAGCCCAUCUGUGGUGAUUGAUAGAGAAAAACUCGGUGUGGAAAGUUCUGACCAUCUUCCCCCUCCAAAGGUGCCUAGACUAGACAAUAGUGUUGAGACUGUUGAUUCCACCGUGAUGUCGCCUCCUUCUGUGUUGGGUUGUAUCACCUCAGGAGAAUUACAGAGACCAGAUGAGCAUAACAGUGCUGAGGCAGAGGCCACCAUGCCCAAGAAAAUGGUCCCCUCCCCAGUUCCAUCUGCAGAGGAGUCCAGCCUUAGCAGCGACUUUGCAGAAGACAAUAGCGGAGGCUCAUCAGAAGCGAAAGCAGACGCUAUCAAGACCGUCAUCACAGAGGUGACCACCACGACUACCACCACUGUGUCCACCGAGUCUAAGACUGUGCAGAUUGCUGAAAUCUCCAGCACGCAUAACAGCAAUCCCACAGUUGUGUCUAAAGCAGAAAACUCCACGAUAUCCACCCUCACCACCAUGACCAAAACCACAGUGACCAAAGUAAGCUCACCUGCACAGGCUGGCCAGACAAAUGUCAUGUCUGUGACCGAGGAGAGCAAGACCACAGUGGCCACCACACUGACCGAUUCAGCCUCUGGCCCUGCCGGCUCCUCUGUCAGCACCAUGACUAUCAGUAACGAAUACUCCACCAGGGAUAAGGUCAAACUUCUUAAAUUUUCCCGUACCAAGAAGACACGGUCAGGCACUGCCCUCCCAUCUUAUCGCAAAUUUGUCACCAAGAGCAGUAAAAAGAGCAUAUUUGUUCUUCCCAAUGAUGACCUGAAGAAGUUGGCGAGACGAGGAGCCAUCCAGGAAGUGCCCGUUUUCAGCUAUAGUGCCAAGCCAGCCCUGGACAUCUGGCCCUACCCUUCCCCUCGACCAACAUUUGGCAUUACAUGGAGGUACCGACUCCAGACAGUGAAGUCCUUAGCAGGUGUGAGCCUGAUGCUCCGGCUGCUGUGGGCCUGUCUCAGGUGGGACGAUAUGGCAGUGAAGCCCUCAUCUGCAGGCGGGACUACCCGCACAGAAACUUCAGAGACUGAGAUAACUACAACAGAGAUCAUCAAACGCAGAGACGUAGGACCAUAUGGAAUUAGAUCUGAGUACUGUAUUAGGAAGAUCACUUGCCCCAUCGGUGUUCCAGAAACACCUAAAGAAAUGCCCACACCCCAGAGAAAAGGCCUGAGGUCCAGUGCCCUGAGACCCAAGAAACCAGAGACGCCAAAGCAGACAGGGCCAGUGGUGAUCGAGACAUGGGUACCGGAGGAGGAGCUUGAACUGUGGGAAAUCAGGGCUUUCUCUGAGAGGGUUGAAAAGGAGAAGGCGCAGGCUGCAGAGCAGGCAAAGAAACGCCUGGAUCAGCAGAAGCUGGGCAUUGGCACAGCCAUCACAUCCACACCAACCAGUAACGCUGCUACACCUGCCAGCACCCCGCAGAAGCUAAUGGUAGGCUCCUUGACAGGCCAGAUCACCCCUGGAGCAACUAAAGUAGUGCUUACUACAAAGAUGGGCUCCCCCACAGUGACAUUCCAGCAGAACAAGAACUUCCAGCAAACGUUUGCCUCAUGGGUCAAACAGGGCCAGAGCAGCUCAGCCUCCACCAACUCCAUCUCCACUGCAGCCACCAGCAGCACAACAUCUGGCCAAACCUUCCAGAUCACCAGCAGCCCGGUGUCCAUGGCUGGCAAAGUGAUCACUGCCAAGCUGCCGCUCCCUGCCAACAGCAAGAUUGUCACAGUGAACGUGCCGGCUACACAAGGAGGUGUAGUGCAAGUACCACAGAAGGUAUUGGGCAUCAUUCCUUCCAGCACAGCAGGCAACCAACAAACCUUCACUUCAUUCCAGCCCCGGACUGCCACUAUCAACAUUCGUCCCAACACACCAGGGGGUUCUCCUCCUUCACAGCAGGUAAUCACAACGGGAGCUCAGAUCCGACCUGGAAUGACAGUGAUUCGUACACCCCUGCAGCAGGCUGGAGCACUGGGCAAGACAAUCCUGAGAGCUCCACUGGUGGUGCAACAAGGUAUCCUCCAAACCAGUCAGACACAGCAAGUAGUGACGCAGAUCAUCCGUGGGCAGCCGGUGUCUACUGCCAUGUCCAGCCCCAGCUCCCUGCAGAAUGUUGGCAGCCAGCAGGUUGUGACCACACCCAUGACCACUCCCACCCCACAGACACCCCCAGGUCCCAGACCACAGCAGGGCCAAGUCAAACUCACUUUAGCACAGCUCACCCAACUUACCCAGGGAGCACAGAAGCAGCAAGGUACAGCUAUGGAGAGGCAGCAGCAGGGAGGCAACCAGGGCCUGACGGUGGUUAUCCAGGGCCAAGGUCAAACCACAGGGCAGCUCCAGGUCAUACCCCAGGGUGUGACGGUUAUACCAGGCCCUGGGCAGCAGCUAAUGCAGGCAUCCCUGCCUAAUGGCCAGGUCCAGCGCUUCCUUUUCACCCCCAUGCCCUCACCGGCAUCAUCUGGAAACACAGCAGUCACAGCUGUCACAGCUACCACCACCAUGCCUUCCAUACCAGCAGGUCCAGUGGAACAGAGAGCAAUUAUGGCCCAGCCACAGACCCCAACCCAGCCCCCUGUCAUAGCCCAACCUGCACCCCAGUCCAUGUCACAGGUCCAGCCCCAGACCCAACCACAGGUUCAGAUCCAAACUCCAGCCUCUACCCAAGCCCAAGCCCCAGUGCAGCCAGCCCAGCAGGCAAUCACCCCUGUCCAAGCCAGCACUCCAGCCCUUGGCAUUCCUAGUGCCACUCCACAGGCUCAUCUCACCCCACAAACUCAGGCCCCUGUACCAACUCAGGCCCCACUGCCCACCCAGCCCUCCACCUCUGUGGCCAUCAAGUCUCUCUCGGCGCUUCCUGCCACCAGCCAGGCAGCCAUGAAGCAGGUUGCCCAGGCCCGGCCUCAGAUUCAGCUACACCAGCCCCAGCUGAUUGCGGUGCCUCAGCUACAGCAGCAGGUGCUCUCCCAGAUUCAGUCUCAAGUUGCCGCCCAGAUCCAGGCCCAGCAGGGCAGUGUGCCCCAGCAGAUCAAGCUGCAGCUGCCUAUCCAGAUUCAGCAAGGGGGCCAGGUACAGGCACACCAGAUACAGAACGUGGUGACUAUACAGGCAGCUAGCGUACAAGAGCAGCUACAGAGAAUCCAGCAGCUCCGUGAGCAGCAACAACAGAAGAAGAAGCUACAGCAGGAAGCCAAGCGUGAGCAGACCCUGCAGGCCACCAGCCAGAGUGACAUCAUCCAGAAACAAGUGGUCAUGAAGCAAAAUGCUGUGAUUGAGCACCUGAAGCAAAAGAAGACUCUUUCUCCAGCUGAGCGGGAGGAGAACCAGAGGAUGAUCGUAUGUAACCAGGUGAUGAAGUUCAUUCUGGACAAGAUUGACAAAGAUGAAAGGCAGGCAGCCAAGAAGCGAAAACGGGAGGAAUCGGUGGAGCAGAAGCGCUGCAAGCAGAAUGCCACCAAGCUAUCAGCUCUGCUCUUCAAGCACAAAGAACAGCUAAAGGCUGAGAUCCUCAAGAAGCGAGCCCUCUUGGACAAGGAGCUCCAGCUAGAGGUUCAGGAAGAACUAAGGAAGGACCUAAGCAAGCUAAGGAGAGAGAAGGAGAAGGCACAGGCAGCUGCCUCCCAGGCUGCCGCCGCAGCUGCUGCUGCAGCUACAGCUGCUGCCGCUCUCACUUCCAUGGUAACCUCUCCUUCAACUCACAAGCGCAAACGCGACGAUGACAAGGACAACACCUCAACUAAGCCGAAGAAAAAGAAGAUGAUCUCUACUACCUCAAAGGAUGCCAAGAAGGACACAAAGUUGUACUGCAUCUGCAAGACUCCCUACGAUGAGUCAAAGUUCUACAUCGGUUGUGACCUUUGCACUAACUGGUACCAUGGUGAGUGUGUGGGCAUCACAGAGAAGGAGGCCAAGAAGAUGGACGACUACAUCUGCAAUGAGUGUAAGCGGGCACAGGAGGGCAACACGGAGGAGCUGUACUGCAUCUGCCGGACGCCGUAUGAUGAAGCACAGUUCUACAUCGGCUGCGACCGGUGCCAGAACUGGUACCACGGACGCUGCGUGGGCAUCCUGCAGAGCGAGGCGAACCACAUCGACGAGUACGUGUGCCCGCAGUGCCAGUCCACGGAGGAUGCUAUGACUGUGCUGACACCACUCACGGACAAGGACUACGAAGGGUUAAGAAGAAUCCUCCGUUCCUUGCAGGCACACAAAAUGGCCUGGCCGUUCUUAGAACCAGUGGAUCCCAACGAUGCCCCAGAUUACUAUGGUGUUAUUAAGGAACCUAUGGACCUAUCUACAAUGGAGAACAGGGUGCAGAAACGGUAUUACAUCAAGCUAACGGAGUUUGUGGCAGACAUGACCAAAAUAUUUGACAACUGCCGCUAUUACAACCCCAGCGAUUCGCCCUUCUACCAGUGUGCAGAGGUCCUCGAGUCCUUCUUUGUACAGAAGCUCAAAGCUUUCAAAGCAAGCAGAUUGUGAUGUCGUCUCAUAACAACAAACUGCAGUCUACAGCUUCUUAAAACUCACGUCUCUUUGGUCUAACCUUAAAAAAAAAAAAGAAAAAGAAAAAAAAAGGUGGGGGGGCAAGAAUCUGGUUGUUUCUGAACAUUAGUGUCCACGGUGGAUCCAGGCUACACGUGCCGCUUGGAUGCUCUCCACAUCCCUGUUCCGGCCGGGUCCCCAGCAAAAGGAAGCUUCCCCCUAAAACCAGCAUACCCUCCCAGAAGCACCACACUCCCCUCCCUACCCACUGCCCUGGAGGACCGCGUCUCACUGAGCAGCCUCUGAAGAUGGGAGAGACUGGCGAGAGAGCGAGGCCAAAAGGUUUAGCUGUGGAUGGUCGCAAAUAAAACAGACUGAGAGACCUUAUCUGUGCAGGUUCACCACCAGUCAUAUUCAAGAGGGAAUUUCAGACCAUUUUACUUUUUUGUUCUUUUUUUCAAAUCGGCAGUGAAGUUGAAAGAAUGAGGAAACACUCCACAGUCUGGAGCGGCCAGUUUUGGUGCCUGAAGGCAAGAUCUGAGAACUAAGCAACUCUGCUGCUGGUUUCAGUAUAUGUCUGUCAUCCCAUUUGUCACAGCUUUUUUUUUUUUUUUUUUUUUUUGGGGGGGGGCGCUUAAAUUUUAAGCCCAUGAACUUCAUAUUUUUUUUUUAUCUCUUCUCAUAAUUCCUGUAAUUGACAAGGUUUGAGUAAUAUUCACACCUUUUGAAAUUUUUGAAUUUACCCAGUCCUUCAAGUAGCAUCUUGGAACUGAAUGUUUUGUAAUACAGACAGCGGCACUAAAGAGAAAGAUUAUACAUUUCUAUAAAAUAAAUGACAGACUUUAAAAAGAACGAUGUGUAUUUGAAGCUAUCCUGUUUGUAAAACUUUUCAGAUUUUUUUUUUUUUUUGUAUUCCAACUCACAAAACAUUGAUGUAUAUGAAACAUAAUAAAUAGAGAAGACCACAGUGUCUCCAAAUGUUCUUAAUUGAAGGCAUUCAUCCAAGAAAACCAUGAACACUUUCCUUGGUCUUUCCCAAAGAAACAGGGCCUGCAGGAAAGGAUUUACACCAUAAAGGGCAUACUCUACUUAAAUGUAAUUUCAUUUCAGAUAUGGAGCAGGAUGCAGAGCAGGCUAGAGCUUUUCUAUAUGAAGUUCAUAAUACAAAUGAUUCCAUAAAGCAGGUCUAAUACAUGAGAACUACAGGGAACUGUUCUGUGAGUAUGUGCCUCUAGCACAUGACAUAAAUUAUUGGUUUUUGGAACAUUAAAAAAUGUAUGGGAUUUUAUCGUCUUUUGACAAGUUUAAAGCAAUUUUAAAAUCUUAAAGGCUGUAUUUAGGAGAAUUCGGUGACCUCUUUCCAAAGUUCUAAAGUAUUAAGCGGAGCUGUAAGACUCUCGUUUCUGUGGUCAUCUUAGAAAUAACAGACCAGUGUGGUGAUGGACCAUCUUUUGGUACAAGAUGUCUCCUUGUUCAUUGGUGCAGUGGGGGGGUUUCUGUGAAUUUCACCAUGCAGAUGACCAAUGCAAUGAAUUUUUUUUUUGGUUCUCGAAUGCUUGUCUGACCUGUUGUAGCACAGCUUUUUAAUGUAAAUGAGAUUUUGCAUUUAGGUGAAAUUGCCCUUUAUGUCAACAAUGCUGCAUAUUGUAUGCGUAAUGAUGGGGGGGGUGUACAGAUUCUUUAACAAGUUAUGUAAAGGAAAACAACUGCACAUCUCAUUACAUCACAAUAUCUGUAUUAUUUAUUCAUAUCUAUGGAAUUUAAUUCAUUUUGACAGAUGUUUAAAAAAUAAUUGGAGGAAAAAACACUUUCCUACCAGUAGGGAAUAGAUGCUCUCUAUGUUUUUAACAGAUUGUGGCAACUCUAAAGAGAUUCUUUUUUUGUACCUGAUAGGACAUUUCAUCCUAGAUAAUAAAGUAAUGUUUUUGACAUCAACUUUGCAGAGCAGUCUUCAGUGCCCAUUCUUCUGGUUUACACACGUGCUUUGUGAUUCUUCUGUUCGGUUCCAUUCCUAUGGUUUUACUGUCUGUUACACUUGCUGCACAGUCAUGUUCCCAUGUCAUUAUGUUCUAUCAAAGGUCAUGUAGUAACAAAACAGAUACAAACAUGCAUUUAAACUCCACACUCUUCAAUGUUCAGUUUUUAUUGCUUGAUUUCACUGCACCAGUCAGUGUCUUCUAUAGGCUUUUGUGUUACACAAGUUCUUUUGAGUCUGUAAAAACUCUUGUCACUGUAUUAGAAUGACCCAAACUAGCAAUUCAUAUGUUAGCAUUGUGUUUCUAAAUUUCAUGGACUGUCCUGGAAAAUGUCAGAUUUGAAGAAUUUAUACUGAGACUGAGUGGUGCUUUACUCUGCCAUCUACUCAUGGGGGCCGCAGGAACAGCAGCGAUGGUGCCGACAGUUUCCUCGUGGCCGAAGGAAGAAGCCUAUUGCAACGAUUGGCUCUCACAGAGCAGAUGCCGCUGCGCUCAAUUUUCAGAACAUGGAUUUUGACUUUGAGCUCUACCCUCAUUUCAUUCAGGACCAUAUCCAGACCACUUACUGUGUCUUGCAUUCCAACAGGUAGUUACGGCAUUAACCGGCGGUGUCUUCGGGGCACGUGGACAAGGACAAAAUGGGCUGGAGCUGCUCGCCGGAGAGGCACCCGCUCAUGUUACGCUCCUUCACUUUGACAUGCAAAGUAAAACUGCAAGACUCGGAACUCCACGUGAGCCAAGUGUGAAGCAGAUGACAUCGUUCUGUCCCCUGUUUGGGACUAGCGGCUCUAAAACGUUUUAUCCUGUCACACAGGAAGAAUCUCGCCCAGUGGCUUCCUCGCACCCCACCAUGAAGAAUGCUCUGGUGUUCCAGUGCUGACGGAAGCCGAGAUGCAGAGAGCCCUCAUUUCCUGCCAGCCUUGGUUGCCUCCAGCUCUGAUCCCAGAUACGCUCAAAGUCUGGGAAGUCGUCGUCGUCGUCGUCCUCCUGGGCGUGUAAUGGUUUCUCCUGCUGCUGACAUCAUGACUGCUUGUGUUUAUCGCCCAUGGCAUCUAUAGGGUCUGUUGGCCACCAGGCACCCUUGAGCCACACAACUGUGAGCUUUUCCAGCAUUUCCUUUUGCAGGACUUGCUUCCGUGAUCAUUUAUUAAAUGUUAUUCGUUUAAAAAUCCUUUCCCCAACACCUCCCCAGGAAAACAACAAAUUCAGUGACGGCGCGCAGACAUUUAGUCGAGGAAAAAGAAGAGCGCGCUUCAAUGGCAUAGGCCUGAACGCACGCACUAUGGAACUUCUCCAUAAAUCCUCACCUCUGAGACCAAGGUAUGGGACAUCUGUGAUUAAAGACUUUCCUCUGGAGGAGGCGAAACACAGGCCUUCUCACUCUUUCCUGCUGCUUGCAUAACCCACUAACCUUUUCCCCCCUUUUUUUCCCUUUCCUACCUCCGUCCAGUCUACCCACACCGCCAUGGGGAGUCUGCCCGGGCACGAGCACACGGGUGCAAGGUGGUAGCCCCCACGUGCUCAGCCGCCCGUCCCCAGCUAGGUGGUCAGGUAUAGCCAGGGAUCAUAUUCCCACGAUUAGCCUCUAGCACACAAACCCCCUUAAUACAGCCGCGCCUGUUUGAACUGAACUUCAACCACCAACUUUUCGUCACACGCAUGUAAUUAAAGUUAAGAAAACAACUGUGUGUAAGUGUAACCUUUUGGUUACUACCUUUUUUCUGCUUUUUCUGAGGUUGUUUUGCUUUUGCAGCCUUUCCACCUUCCCCAUAACGCACACACACACACUCACUCGCACACACUCGCACACAAGCUUUCUUUUUGGAUAACAGUGCAUUUCCUGAAUCCCGAUAAGAAGCCAGAAAGUGAGAGAGCGCAGAAGCCACAGUGUGUACACUUGGGCAUAAAAGCACUUUCUGUUCUGACAGCCAGUCAAUGACUCAGAGACUCCCUGGGUUCGCUCUGACUUUCCAUCCACACAGGCGCUCUCUUGUGCUGCGGUUCCCUCAUGCAGGUCCGCAGGAAGCCAUGCGACUGGACAAGCACGUAUUUGCUGCCAGGAGCACUGCAAUGAUAACGCAUCCUGCUUCCCACAGACGGUUCAACAGAAUUCGCUCUAAGGCACUUUUGUGAGUCUGGAUUUAUGACUUCCAGUGUCCAUCUUGGAUCAAUUAAAUGCAUUUAAACACUGUGGAUUUCCUGGAUUUCCCUUAACCUCUGUCUUGUCUAGUAAAUCAAAAGACUCUAUAAAAUUGUCGGUCCUCGACACGAUUCGAGGCCUGUCCAGAGAAGUGGCCGACCGGGGUCCGCAGGCCCGCUUUUUUAACAUUUAGAAAUCAGGCUGGGGAGAGCGAAGGGGGCUGAAGAGCUGCACAUGAUUGUUUGGUUCUCUUUGUGUGAUAUUCGGUGAAGGCUAAGCCGCGUGCUUUCUGUAGUCCUCGCAGUCUUUCUCCUGGAGCUACUUAAAGGGGCACGAAAAGGCUUUUGAACCCCUUGGAAUGACCUGUAUUUCUGCAUUAAUAACCCAUGCAAUGUCUUAGAGAGUCUGCUUAAACUAUUAUUGUGACUUGGAGAAAAAUGGAAGCAGACCACAUUUAC